ACAUCAGAAAGAACAUAAACAACAAGUAAGAAAAGAAGCAAAAUCUGAUAAAAAAGAAAUGACUAAUGAAAUACAUGAAAAGAAAUGUAAAACAGAUAAAGAAACACCAAGGAAUAAAAUUAUUAAAGAUAUCUAA
Messenger RNA from Dentiscutata heterogama, 136 nucleotides. NCBI's taxonomy places the organism in Eukaryota, Fungi, Glomeromycota, Glomeromycetes, Diversisporales, Gigasporaceae. The record is from the annotation of a GenBank genome assembly.